Peromyscus californicus insignis is the source of this 7514-nucleotide messenger RNA. RefSeq names its product protocadherin beta 1 (gene Pcdhb1). Gene Ontology annotation, molecular function: calcium ion binding. Gene Ontology annotation, cellular component: plasma membrane. Gene Ontology annotation, biological process: homophilic cell-cell adhesion. Bases 195 to 2654 code for a protein of 819 amino acids. The transcript has a single exon. The record is from RefSeq and is a predicted model, not a curated record. Lineage: Eukaryota; Metazoa; Chordata; Mammalia; Rodentia; Cricetidae.
GGGAAUUAAGUUACUCAAUGCAGAUUGUCUUUCAAGUGCAAAACAGCUUACCUGGCUGCAGGAGCCAGCCUUUGGUGGCGCUGCGGUUAGAGGCUAGUAAUAGCAAAGCUGGUGUUUUGUGCAACCUGUUGGCAAAAGUGAAAGCCAGAGUACCCCAGAGCUGGCGGCAGCUUCCGGGAGUGCACUUGUGAGGAAUGAUGGCAGCUGCGCGCAGAAAACCUUGGCAGAACAGGCAGGUGGGAUCUCUUCUCCUUCUCUGGUGUGUGUCUGUGGGAGGCACAGCCACCAUCCGCUAUUCGGUGGCGGAGGAGAUGGAGAGCGGCUCAUUUGUGGCUAACGUGGCUAAGGACCUAGGGCUGGAGGUGGGGAAGCUGGCAGAGCGCGGGGCGCGGCUGGUUGCCGAGGGCAACAAGUUGCAUUUCCGGCUCCACCGCAAGACCGGAGAUUUGUUCGUCAAGGAGAAAUUGGAUCGCGAGGCACUCUGUGGCAAAGCUGACCCAUGCGUGCUGCACUUUGAAAUUGUUCUGGCAGAGCCUCUGCAGUCCUUCCGUGUGGAAGUCAGAGUAUUUGAUAUCAAUGACAAUGCCCCAGUUUUUCUAAACAAGGAACCUCUUUUAAAGAUUCCCGAGAGCACCCCUUUGGGCUCACGCUUUCCACUGCAGAGCGCCCAGGAUCUGGACGUGGGACUCAAUGGUCUCCAAAACUACACCCUGAGUGCAAACGCCUAUUUCCACCUGCACACACGCUUCCGAAGCCAUGGGCCCAAAUAUGCGGAACUUGUGCUGGAUAAUCCCCUGGAUAGAGAGGAGCAGCCUGAAGUCAACUUGACCAUUACAGCGGUGGAUGGCGGGUCUCCUCCCAAGUCUGGCACUGCCAACAUUCGAGUGGUUGUCCUGGACGUCAAUGACCACGUGCCCCAGUUCUCUCGUCUGGUGUACCGCGCUCAGGUGCCAGAGAACAGCGACAACGGCUCUUUAGUGGUGGUGGUGACUGCCACGGACCUGGACGAGGGCACCAACAAGCACAUAACUUACUCUUUAGCUGAAAAUCCGGAAGCAGUUCUCCAGACAUUUCUUGUCGACUCGCAAACUGGAGAGGUACGACUCCGAGGGCCCCUAGAUUUUGAAACCAUAGAAACAUAUGACAUUGACAUUCAAGCUACGGAUGGAGGGGGCCUUUCUGCCCACAGCAAAGUCUUGGUGGAAGUGGUGGAUGUAAAUGACAAUCCUCCGGAAGUGACAGUCUCCUCAGUGUCUAGCCCUCUUCCUGAGGACUCUCCGCUCCAGACUGUAGUGGCCCUCUUCACUAUCCGAGAUCGGGAUGUGAGAGUUGGAGGAAAAAUCACCUGCUUCCUCAGAGAAGACUUGCCCUUUGUAGUCAAACACACAUUCCGGAAUUCUUACUCGCUGGUCACUGACAGAAGCUUGGAUAGGGAGGAUGUCUCCAGCUAUAACAUCACCCUCGUUGCUAUGGAUACUGGACCACCCAACCUGUCCACAGAGACUGUGAUUGAAGUGCUAAUAUCGGACAUAAAUGACAAUCCUCCAGUCUUUCAGGAAGACUCCUACAUCUUGACUGUCCGUGAAAACAACAGCCCUGCCAUUUUUAUUGGCAAAGUCCACGCUGAGGACCUAGACGUGGGUGAAAACGCCCAGGUAACAUACUCCCUGCUGCCUCCAAAGAGUGGAGAUCUGUCAGUCUUUGCUUACAUCUCUAUAAAUUCAGACAACGGAAAGCUCUAUGCACUAAGAACCAUGGAUUAUGAGGCCAUCCAAGAUUUUCAAUUUGUGGUAAAGGCAACAGAUGGGGGUUUUCUGUCACUGAGUAGCCAAGCUACUGUCAGAGUGGUUGUCCUCGACGACAAUGACAAUCGUCCGAUGAUCUUGUACCCACUGCAGAAUGGCAGCUUGCCCUGCAACGACCUGGUGCCCAGGUCUGCAGAGGCAGGUUACCUGGUGACCAAAGUGGUGGCUGUUGAUGGUGACUCGGGGCAGAAUUCUUGGCUUUCAUACCAUCUCCUUAAAGCCACUGACCUUGGGUUAUUUUCUGUUCAGAGACAAAACGGGGAAAUACGUACACUGAGGCAGAUAACUGAGAGAGACCCUAUGAUGCAGAAACUGAUCAUUCUUGUUCAGGAUCAUGGCCAACCAGCCCUCUCCACUACUGCCUCACUCAACAUCCUGCUGGUAGAUGGCUUUUCAGAGCCUUACUUGCAGUUCCAGGAUCCAUCCAAGCAUUCUAGAAAGGUAAAUCCAACCACAAAAUAUUUGGUCAUUUCUCUGGCCGUGCUUUCUUUUCUUUUUCUCUUCUCUGUCACUGUGAUCUUUGUUAUACACCUCUACCAGAAGAUUAAACACAAAGACAAAUUCACGAUUCAGGAGCACUUCUACGAUGACUGUAAUUUCCCUAACAAUUUGGUGCAAGGAAGAGGCAAUGGUUCCUUAUCCCAGCCUUGCCCGUAUGACAUGUGCUCAGCCACUGGGACGGGCAAUAGCGAGUUCCGUUUUCUUAAGCGAUUUAUGCCCAAUUUCCCCUUUCCCCAUUCCCCUGGAGAGGCGAAAACAGAGGGUGAUUCUAGUUUGCCUCCAGAUUCUAAAAGAAAUCGGCCUCGGGGUUCAGAGGGCCGGGCCCGGAUAGGUGAUGACUAUAUGUAAUUCUGACUGACAGCCCGCAGGAGAGAACAGAAACAUGGUGUUAUAGUCCAUCGUCAAAGAGCUACCAUCCUCAAUGAAACAAGGAUGGGAGUAGACUGCAUCUCUGGCGGAAACAGGAGUGCCUAGUUUGGUGAAAAUAGGAAACUCAGACUUAGGCUUAGCUUAGUAAAAAGCAAGUUUCCUGAUUCCUAGAUUAUUUAUGCAUUUGGAAUUCUGUUAAAGAAAUGUUACUUUGUGUAUAAAUUCUGCCUUCCCCUCUCUUGUGUGCUAGGCAAGAAACGAAUGAACCAUUUUUGAUGUUACCCAUGAAAGUUCACUGACCCUGGCCUGAGGAAUACUUAGUUCCAUAGGAAGAGUUGGUUAUUUUACUUUUAAAUCACCUUCCAGUAGAAAGUUAUUUAUGCAUAGGGAAGAGAACUAGUUCUCAGCUCUGAUUAAGAAUUGAGUUUGCCUGAGAGUGGUGGUACACUCCUCUAAUCCCAGCACUCAGGAGGUAGAGUCAAGUGGAUCUCUGUGAGUUCAGGGCCAGUCAGAAUUAUACAGUAAGACCCUGUCUCCAAAAAUUUUUGGCAGAGACAUAGUUUAUUAUUCAGAAAUUUCUAUUUUUUGUACCUGACAAAUAGAGAUAAUCUCUGAAUCAACUUGCACCCAUCAUUUAUAAUCAUAAAAAUGCCCAGUAAAUGAUGAUCCUUACUCACAGUGACAGAAAAGAUGAAGAUUUUAAAAAAGGAUUUUAUUUAUUUGUAAAUGUAGGAGCAGUUAUAAGCUAGAGUUCAGUCAAGAAAUAUUCUCCAGAACUAUUAGUUAUAUCUUCUUAAGGGUUAUUUGGGGUCUUAGGCAGGUUUCAACUCACUUUCAUGUAUAGAUAUCCUUGCCUUAUCAGAGAGUAGUUAUUUGAAUAUAGGGAACUAAGGGUGGGUUAGGAUAUAAACAUGAUACUUUUUGCUGUAGUUAAUUGGCUAUAGAAUAUUUUACUUUAAAUCACUUUAUUUUAAAUGGUAUAGAAGUUUUAUAUUUUAAACUAUUUUGUAGUUUACAGAGAAAUUAUUAAAAAAAAAAAAGCACCGGAGCCUGGGCCGCGGUGGUGCAUGCCUUUAAUCCCAGCACUCUGGAGGUAGAGGCAGGUGGAUCUCUGAGUUCAAGGAUAGCCAGAGUGAGUUCCAGGAUAGCCAGAUGUACCCAGAGAAACCAUGUCUUGAAAAACAAACAAAAAAAAGGGACAAAAGGAAGUUCAUUAAUACCAGUUAAAUGGACUUAAGAGAAGCACUUUCAGGCAGUACCUGAUUAGAUGGCAGGCCUCUUUUCUCUCUGAGCACUCUGAGCUAUCACUAUAGCAUAAUAAGUGUUUAAAAGGGUCUAUUUCUAUUAAAUCAUGCAUAAAAUGAGGUGGAGUAGGGAAAUAUGUUAGGCUACUUUUAAAAUAUAUGCUUUAAACCCUCAUAAGCUUUUCUAGGUGCUCUCAUUCUAAGGUCAAAGAAAAACUGACUCUGAAACGUUAUUGUAGUUUGUGGACUCUAAUGGUACUACUAACUAUGUCUUGAAAGUCAGUUUGCUUUAAUGAGGUUGUAGCUUCAUUUUUAACCUUUCCUUUUAAGAAAUGUGUGUGUGUGUCAAUUUAGACUCAGUGAAUCAUGUCCUAGUUCCUUUUAUACAAGAAGCACAAUAUUUGUUUUGGUUUGUUUUCUGAGACAGGGUUUCUCUGUGUAGUCCAGGCUGUCCUGGAAUUCACUCUGUAGACCAGGCUGACCUUGAACUCAGACUUGCCUCAGCCUCCCUGGGAUUAAAAUUGUGUGCCACCAUGCCCGGCUGAGGCACAAUAUUUGUAUCUGGAAUUCUGAGAGUAGAGGAAUAUUUCUUAAAUAUACCAUAUCCUCUUCACUGAUAUAGUCUUCAUUCUUAGAUUUAUGACUGAUACCUGGUGAUACCAUCUGGCUAUUUGGUGGCCAGGAAUAUAUUAAACCUUAAUGGUACUUUUUAAAUUCUUAGGGUAGCACUGUUAAAACCUAUGAAUACCUUCAAUAUAUUAUUUGAUAUUUUGAGAAUAAAUGAAGUAAAUACAAAUAAUGAAUUCUUUUAUUAAUUCUAAGUAUUGUCCAUGAGUUGAGUUAUAAUACUGUUCAUAUGAAGUGAGUAUCUUGGACAAAUCAGAAGAUCAUUCAGUAUAUUUCACAAUGUUCACACUUAUAUACAUACAUGAGUAGACACAAUAGAGAAGAGACUUAGAUUUGUCAACUUUUAUCCUCAUUAAAUGAAAUAAAAUCUAUCACUUUAUAUCAUGAUUAUUUCAUAAGGUAAAUCAUAUUUUAAUAUAAAACAGUGAAACAAUUUUGUGAAAGAAACUACUUUUCAAGUUAAAAUAUGCUUUAAUGGAAAAUUUGCAAAUAAUUUUCUUUUGAUAUUGCUUUACACGCCAUCACAAAGUAAAAGAACUGUUAAUUUGGACCAUAAGAAGACUGGGAUUGCCUGUGGAAUCCAGUGACUGGUCCACCUCAGACAAUUCCCCCUUUAAAAAGUAGUGUCUAUUAAUUGUACAGAGUAAUAGGGCUUUGCUAUUUCUCUACAUGCACACAAUGUACUUGGGUCAUCUUCAUCACUCUCUGUUACAACUGUUUUCCUCCUUUGCUUCUUUUCCCUUCUACAUUCCCCUUUAUUUUCACAACUUUCCCCCCAAAUUCCACAUAUAAGAGAGAACAUGUGAUAAGUCACCUUUGUGAGACUUAACUUUCUUAUUUAUUGUGGUGAUCACCAGUUCCAUCCACUUUCCUACUAAUGAACAUAAUUUUAUUCUUCUUGAUGGCUGAAUAAAGCCUCAUUGUAGAUUUAUGCCAAUUUUUCUUUUCUUUUUUAUUAUUAAGAAAUUUUCUAUUCAUUUUACAUAUAAACCACAGAUCCUCCUCUCCUCCCUCCUCCCACCCCCAGCCUUCCCCCACAACUCACCCCCUUUUCCCACCUCCUCCAAGGCAAGGUCUCCAUGGUGGUGAAUUUUUCUUCAUCUAUUUAUAGAUAGGCACUUAGUGUAAUGCUAUAGCUUGGUUAUUAUAAAUAGUGCAGCUUUAAACAGGGGUUUGUAGAUACUGAUUUCCUUAUUUUUGCUUUAAGCCAGUGAAAAUGCUGUGACUGACAGAUGGUUUAAGACCUGCUGGAUUAAAUAGCAAUUUACUUUUUUUUAAAAUUUGGUUUCAAGUUCCCAUAAGAAUAACAAUUGUACCUGGUAAACUAAAAACUAAGGACAUUUCUUUAUCAACUCAGAUAGGCUGUGAGCUAUCUAUAUUUGGACAGAACUUUAUAUAUCAGUUGAGAUUAAGUCCAAGUCUCCAUCAGAAAGUAAGAUAAAGAAUGUAAAUCAUUAGGACAAUUCCUCUUACCAAAAUAUCAAAUAGUAUCAGAAACACACACAUGCAUAUGCAGAAAUAAUAUACAGAAAUACAACUCAAAAACUUUGAAGAGUGUCAUGUACAAAAAGGCCAUGAUACAUACUUUAGAAAUUAGUACUAUCUAGCUGGCUUAGGCAAACUGCCUCUGUUGCCUCUUUAAUUUGGCAUCUGUAAAUCUACAAUUAUAAUGGAAGUUUUAAGUCACAGAGAAACAUCUAACACAGGAUCCCAUACUGCAUUUAGUUGUUAUGUGUUCUCCAUCUAUAAGAUAUGUGUGGUUUCCAAGCCCUGCCCAGUCUUCUAUGGCUUUAAUAUUUUUGAAGGGUUCCAGUUAUUGGGAAGAUGUCUCUGAAUUUGAGAUUAUUUCUAUUUUUCAUGAUUAGAUUGAGGUUAUGAACCAACUGGGAAGAAUAUCACAGAAAUGUUCUUGGCACUCUCCAGUGCAUCAGAGUAUCAGCAAGCACACAAUAUAGAUGUCAUAACAUUGGCUAUAGUUUUUUUUUUUUUUUUUUUUUUGGUUUUUCGAGACAGGGUUUCUCUGUGUAGCUUUGCGCCUUUCCUGGAACUCACUUGGUAGUCCAGGCUGGCCUCGAACUCACAGAGAUCCGCCUGGCUCUGCCUCCCGAGUGCUGGGAUUAAAGGCGUGCGCCACCACCGCCCGGCUGUUUUGUUUUUUUGAGACAGGGUUUCUCUGUGUAGUUUUGGAGCCUGUCCUGGAACUCACAGAGAUCUGCCUGGCUCUGUCUCCCGAAUGCUAGGAUUAAAGGUGUGCACCACCACUGCCUAGCUAGCUAUAGUAUUUUUAUUGUAAAAUACAUAAAACACAAAAUUUCCUACAUUUGUCUUUACGAAGUGUGCAAAGUUCAGUUGUGUCAAAGUGAUGCUAAUCUUUAUUGUGUUAGCCAAGCUUCUCCAUUGAAAGCUAUUAUUUAUCCAUUUGUAAUUAUCACUUAGAGGAAGAUACUUUGAAAUUAUACAUACCAUGCUUCAGCUUCCACUAACUUUAGUAUCCCACACUGGAUACUUACAGAGACAAUAUCAUGGUAGUCCAGUAGCCAUUACUUUCUAUUUUUCCAAUUCUUUUACUUCUUGUUAAGAAAUAUUUGUUACUUCUACAUACUUAACUUGCUUUGGAUACUUACUUAAAUAAGUUAUAACUCAAUGACAUCAUUAUCUAUUUUGUUGUUUAGCAAAUGGGUUUAGGUUAGUAUUCAACAAUGGAAUUAUCCACAUAGAACACAUUUUGACUAAAAUUAGUAUUUUAAUCCUAUAUAUUAGGUUGUUUUAAUCAAGCAUGAAUUUCUUUUAUAUUGUAAAGGCUUAUUUGUGAGGAACAUUUUAAGUAUAAAGGAAAAUACAUUGAAAUUACUUAAAGUUUUAAUUAUAGGUAUAAAAAUAGAUAUUAAGUAUAAAACAUUAAAAUUUAUUAUGCAUACAUAUUUAUAUAUUUAUAAGCUAUAUAAUAGAGAUGCAAUUUAAAAUAGAU